This is a messenger RNA of Mercenaria mercenaria, 1392 nucleotides long. RefSeq lists its product as uncharacterized. The transcript is spliced from 3 exons. Lineage: Eukaryota; Metazoa; Mollusca; Bivalvia; Venerida; Veneridae. The coding region runs from base 134 to 985 and encodes 283 amino acids. The record is from RefSeq and is a predicted model, not a curated record.
CAUUAUUUUCAUUUUAUUGUUAAGAUAAAACAAUGGAAUUAAUCAAUACGCAUUUGUGAUUUAAUUAACAAACCAUGCGAAUAGAGUCAAGUUACCUAAGCUCAGCUAUUUUAUCAUUAUAAAUAUCGAAACAAUGAGGGAACACAUAAUCUAUUUUGCCGUUUUAGGAACUUUAAUCAUUCUGAUAUUUACUGUCAAAAUUGUGCAUUAUGCAAAACUGGAUUCGAUUAGUAAUUUUAAAGUCUUCCGUUCUUCCGACAUUAGCACUGGAAUUAGAAAUCUUAAUGACAUUGGACGCGAUCUUUUAGAGCAAAGAAACAAUAUAUCGAAACGGCUAAAUAUGAAACAACAGAAAAUUGGACAACAAGAGUGUCAGAAAAAGAAUACUACAAGUGAAACUGGAGGCUGGUGUGAGAAUCAGAGCAAAGAGAAAGGAGGAAAACACAUGACCGACAAAAAGCUCGUGCUUGCAUUAGUACAAUUUUUAAAAGGGAAAUACAUUGGAAGUUUUGGUGAUGGACCAGGAAGAUAUAAACAACUUGUCCUUGAAUCUGGUGAAGUCAAAGGUUACGAUGCAUACGAUGGGGCGCCAUUUUGUGACGUCACAAGCGAUGGGCGCGUAAAGUAUCUUGAUCUGACGUUACCACAGUAUGGACUACCUUUAUAUGAUUGGGCUCUGAGUUUCGAAGUAGCAGAACAUAUUCCAAGGCGUUUUGAAAGUGUAUAUAUUGACAACGUUGUACGCCACGCACGGGAAGGUGUGAUUUUAACUUGGGCAAGACCGGGCCAGGGUGGUUAUUUCCAUGUGAAUAACAGACCAUUUGAAUACGUAAAAAUAUUAAUGGAUUCACUUGGAUUCAACCAUGAUAAUACAUCUUCAGAAAUACUGAAAUCAAAAGCAGGUUUUCGACAUUUAAGAUUUAAUUUGAAUGUAUUUCGAAGAAAACAAAUCAUUUCAGAAGACGUUUUAAUGUUAUACACAUAAAUGUACAUAGUAUACGCAUCUUCUGAUAAAAAUAUUCAACCACAAGAAAUUAAAAGUCUUUAUUAAAUGCGUUUACCUUAACUAAAUAUAAAAACUGUAGAACUGAUUUCAUAGUUAAUUUUCAUGGUGACUAUGCUUUGUUAAAACAGCAACCAUUUUUGUCACGUACACACGAUAAAUAGUGUUUCAACAUACACAAAUAAAAAUGUAAUUGUUCUCAUUUUUCUCCCAGUAGAGCGGUUUUUAAAUCAGCAAGAUGACAGCGAUACGGGCUGUUGCAACAUUGCUAAAUCAGUGACGUGAAAAGACACAAUUGACUUGUGAUAUUUAUUUCUUGCACACCGGACUGGCGUUUCCGGUGAUUUUACCCAUGCCGGCAAAACCCAUCUGGCAUCCCCUCCCCCCAU